Messenger RNA from Fonsecaea monophora, 2130 nucleotides. RefSeq lists its product as hypothetical. Gene Ontology annotation, biological process: DNA-templated transcription. Gene Ontology annotation, molecular function: DNA binding; zinc ion binding. Lineage: Eukaryota; Fungi; Ascomycota; Eurotiomycetes; Chaetothyriales; Herpotrichiellaceae. The record is from RefSeq and is a predicted model, not a curated record. The coding region runs from base 1 to 2130 and encodes 709 amino acids. The transcript has 7 exons.
AUGGCGAGAGGAGGAUUUCGUGCAAACGGUGUCAGACACGCAAGCUGCACCGCCGCCAGAGUCCAAUGUGAAUUCCGUGCCGACGACUGGAAACGAGCCCCAAUAUCGCAUGAGUAUGUUGGUGCGCUAGAAGGGAGGGUCGCCGCGUUGGAACUCUUGCUGUCGAGUAUCAAAACCUCGGCCGCGCCCCAGAGAAGCGCCAUCAUCGAUGGCAUCGAUUUUCUAGACCACUUGCCUGCUCCCGUGCCCAACAUGACUUCGCCUCCCCAGGUAUCGGCAAAGUCCGUGCGUGACGAUGCCCCUCGAGGGUUCUGGGGCGUAGAUGAGGAUGGGGUAGCCGUCUUCCACGCUCCCGGGAGUGCAUAUGGGACUGGCCUUUUCUCAUGCCACGAAUCGAAGCCUGUGUUACCCGCCAAACCACCCCUCGUGGACAACAUCGCCAGCAUCCCCAAGGUUGUCAUCCAGGAAUGUAUCACCUUAUUCUUCAGAUGGCAACACCCUUUCUGCACGCUUGUGGACCACGAUGCACUUCGCCAGGACUGUAGACAUCACCCGAGGACCCCCAUACCUAGACUGUCCGCGCUCCUGCACGUCGUAUGUGCUUUGGGUGCCCUGAUGUCCGACGAUCACAAUGUUCGAGAGUUGGCUGAUCACUUCGCCGCCUCGGCCGAGGAUGCUGUCACGAACAAUAGCUUCUGGCGCCCUCAUAUUGCAACGUCGCAGACCCUGUUGCUGUGUGCCGUCUUUGCCACUGGGAAGGGAAAGGUGUCCAAGGCCUGGAUGUAUUCAGGCAUGGCGCUGCGGAUGACCCAAGAUCUUGGUGUCCACGAGAGCAGCUCACCGCUGUUGCCCGAAGAACAUGCUCAGAGUGCGCUGCUUGUCAACUUGGAGUUGCGGCGGCGCAUGUCUCUAACCUUCACUAUUUCCGAUAAAUUCUUCAGCCUCUUUUUCGGGAGGGCCCCCAUGAAUGAAGACCACUCUUUCGUGUCUGAGGUACCGACUCUCGAUCCUCUGAAUACCAGUUCCAGCUGGGACCAAGCAAACUCCCUAGACGAGGCGGCCUCGGUGUCCCUCUUGCAGCAAAAGGUAGAUCAGCACCGCAAGAACAACUUCGACGACGAUCGAGACCAGUCUCAUGCCUCGACGCUGUUGUUGACCAAGCAAGCGGAACUGGGAAACAUCAUCAAAGAUAUCCAGUUGCAAGUACACUGCAAGAGGAAACUCCACCUCCUCUCCGAGUACUGCCUUCAAGCGCUGUACAACAAGCUGAAUGCCAGACUCUGGAGUUGGUAUGAUUCUCUGCCGGGUGAUAUGCGGUGGAGCCGAUGGAGCUCGAAUCUCGAAGAGGUAGAACCGAGCCUUGCAAAUCUCCACAUGAUCUAUCACACUGCGCGCAUCAGCCUGAACCGGUCCCUCAUCUCCGCUGACGUGCAUGGGACUUCAUCGGAAUAUUCCAAGUUGGUAUUCGAUGCCUUUGAAGCUUGCAAUGGCUCCGUCGAGACGAUCGUGGGAAUAUUCCGUCGCUUCAGUGCACAGCACACCUUGAAGAAUGCGCCACUCAGCUUCGUCCACGGUGCGGUGACCGCGAGCGAGGCGAGUCUGGCCAUGGCUGCAUGUUCUCGCAAAGGCCGCCAUACACAACUGAGUAUCCAGGACACUUGCCUCUCUGCGAUCGAUGCAGCUCUGGCCGACAUGGCCCACGCAUGGGAAAUGGCCAAUAAUGCAAGACAUGGGCUGCGAGAAGGUCUGAGUCGCUGGGGUGUCUCGUUCGACACCGACGAACACUCUACAGCGGCAUCUUCCCCCCAAGGGACAACGACAACCAAUUCACCCAAUUUCUUCUAUCUUCAAAACACCGACACGACGUCGAAUGUCGUGACGACUACCUAUUACAUGCAACCCGGCCUGCCCAAACCCAAUGAUAUAUGGGGAGCACCGCCACUCGAUCUGGAGCUGCUCGCUCAGACCGACAUCGACGCCGGGCUCACCACCAUGUUCCACCACCCGGACGACUCGGACAGCAAUUUCUGGAAUUCUGUCAUCGGGAGUGAUAAUGGGACGCCGUCUUCGACAUCUCCGUCGUCAUCUUCCAGUGGCUCGCGUGCCUCCGCUUACGUGUAUCGGACGUGA